Molecule: messenger RNA, 690 nt
Organism: Rosa chinensis
Lineage: Eukaryota; Viridiplantae; Streptophyta; Magnoliopsida; Rosales; Rosaceae
Product: ninja-family protein 6
Exons: 2
Coding region: 1-690 (229 amino acids)
Biological process (GO): response to abscisic acid; negative regulation of DNA-templated transcription; signal transduction
Cellular component (GO): nucleus
Source: RefSeq, a predicted model, not a curated record
AUGGCGGGCGAAGAGGACCAACACGAUCUCGGGCUCUCACUUGGGGGACUUUACCGAGGCAACUCGGGUGGGGCCCGCAUGGCACGCGCUGUGUCGGUGGGAGUCAAUGUGACUGAGGUUGCGGCGGCGCCGAGUCCCAGGGCGGUUUCUCUGCCGUCGGUUAGGGAGCUGGAGAUGAUGAGGGUCUCUGAGGUUCAGUUUCUGAGCAGGGCGAUGGCUACAAGCCUGAGGUUGACUAUUCAGGAGGAAAAGGCUAAGAAAGCUCCGGCAGCGGCGUGUAUAUAUGGAUCUGGACGCUUGGCUGCAACAAGCAACACAGUUAGUUCUGAGCUUAAGUCUGGAGAAGGGAGCUCCAAUCAGCCUGUGGUCACCACGACAAUGAUGGCUAACACAAAAAAGGUGAAGGCUGAUGACCCUGAACAAGACAGUGCAGCAAAGAGGGCUAGAGUUUAUCAUGGCAAUGUUGUGAGGCCAAUUAGGCGUGAAGGGAUGGUUAGAAUGCCUUCUGUGAAAACCAUUGGGGCUGAUGGGAAGAAAGUGGAAGGGUACCUGUACAAGUAUCUUGAAGGAAAAGUGCGGAUUGUAUGUGCUUGCCAUGGGACUUUCCAGUCCCCAGCGGAGUUCGUCAAGCAUGCCGGUGGCAAUGAGGUCGCCAAUCCUUUGAAGCAAAUCACUGUUUCCCUUGAUUAA